Messenger RNA from Myotis myotis, 1303 nucleotides. RefSeq names its product ATP synthase-coupling factor 6, mitochondrial-like. The record is from RefSeq and is a predicted model, not a curated record. Gene Ontology annotation, biological process: proton motive force-driven ATP synthesis. Lineage: Eukaryota; Metazoa; Chordata; Mammalia; Chiroptera; Vespertilionidae. The transcript has a single exon. Bases 864 to 1175 code for a protein of 103 amino acids. Gene Ontology annotation, molecular function: proton transmembrane transporter activity.
AUUUUGUAUAUGUACCAACUGAAGGUCAGACUGUGUCCGUGAAAGUGAGUGACUUAGGAAAAAGUAGUUGAGGCGUUCAUUUAAAGAUUUCAGUAUAGUUCUUUAAUUGAUAUUGAGGAAUAAUAUAAACUCUUCUGAAAAUAAGUUAUAACAGAUUUUAAUACAUGUACUUCUCACGUUUUAGUGAUUAUGUGUUAGUCCUAAAGUUUGUUCCAUUUUUAAUAAGCUAUUGUGUUACAGAAUUCUAAUAUAAGAAUAAUAGGAUUUUGACUUUUUAAAAACACCUAAAACUACAUUUGGAAGAACAUUCAGUUAAAGCACAUGAUUACAUUAUAAAUUUUAUUAUUAUUUUUCCAUGGUCAAUAAUAAGGUCAACAUAACACAUUGAAAGUGGGGAAAUUUCUUGUGUUUUGAUUUUUACUAGAUAUUGAGAGUGUUACUGUGUUGUGCUCUUCUUGUGUUACCAGUAGCAAAACUUUGUUAGCAUCGGAAAAAUUGCAUAGAGAACUGAUCUUUUUUCUCUUUACAAGUCUCUCACAUUAAAAAUUCUGUUUUUAUUCGUAAAACUCCUCCCUUGUGCUUAUAUGAUAUACUCAGAACUUGUUUCCUGUAAUAAAACAUCAGGAUUUUUUUUUUUUUUUAGGAGUAUUUUCAAGUGCCCUUAAGGGCAUUUGAAAACAAUUUUUACUCAUAAAGAUGUUAUGUUUGGGAAUUGUAGAACCAGCAUAAUAUUCACCCUGAGUAAAUCAGCUUCUAUCUGAAGGUGAUCUGAGAAUGACCAGUUGGGUUUUGAAAUAAAUAAUACACAAAAGAGCUAGAUCUGGGCUCUGGCAGCUCGGGGCUGAGUGCAAGUAACAGUCACAAUGAUUCUUCAGAGGCUCUUCAGGUUCUCUUCUGUCAUUCGAUCUGCAAUCUCAGUCCAUUUGAGGAGGAAUAUUGGUGUUACAGCAGUGGCAUUUAGUAAGGAACUUGAUCCUGUACAGAAACUCUUCAUGGACAAGAUUAGAGAAUAUAAAAUUAAGCGACAGUCAUCUGGAGGGGCUGUUGAUGCUGGUCCAGAGUAUCAGCAAGACAUGGAGAGGGAGCUUUUUAUGCUUAAGCAAAUGUAUGGUAAGGUAGACAUGAAUAUGUUCCCAGACUCCAAAUUUGAAGUCCUGGAAAAACCCCAGUCCUGAAGAAAUGUAAAAUUUAUCUGGUCAUGUGUCCUAGAUAAGUUGUAUAACUGAUCAGUAUCAGAAGUAACAUACAUUUCAACAACUGUCAAAUAUUCUUUUAUUCUGAUUCCAAAAAAUUAUUUGGUGAU